AUGGCGGCUGAGGCGACCGCGGGGGUGUCGGCGCUGGAGGACAGCUUCGUCGGCGCGGCGGCGGGCGGGGAGUCGGCGGGAAAGAAGCGGAGGGGAGGAAAGAUCGUGAAGUCUCGCUAUCUGCAGUAUGACAAGAAAGAAAACAAAAAGGGUAGCUCAUCAAAUUCUUUUACAACUUCCACUGCUAAAUCAUCUGAAAAAGGAGGGAGCCAACCAAGGAGAACAGUUCUUCCUCAGAAAUGCAAAAGUUUUGAAGAUACGCUUCAUUCAUUAAAUCAGAGCAGUUUUGGGAAACGUGACUUACAAUCCACUUUAUUAGAUGACGAUAAAGUUACGCGACCUGACCUUGAUAUUUCAGCUAUUAAUGGCAAAAGUCUCCUGAAAAAGAGUUCUACUUCAAAGCUGGCUUGCAAAACAGAUACAAGGACAUGUGAAAAAAAGCAGCGUGGCAAAACUGGUUCUGGUAAUCUUCAGAAAUGGCUGGCAUCUCAGACACUUCUUUUAACUUACCUAAGAGUAAAGGUGGAAAGAAAUGUUGCCCAGCUGGAAGAAGAAGCAGAAGAAAACUUGAUAAUGUUGUGUGAAGAAAAGGAGAGGCUACAGGAAAAGCUCUGUGAGUUGACACGUGAAUUGCAGCUUGAAGAGCAAGAACAAGCGCUGGAAGAUGCAUUAGACAGACAGAUGGAGCUACUCACUCCCCUUGUUACUGUUUGUGAAAAGUUUAAAGAGCAAUAUAAAACCUUUGCAACUUCCCUUGAUGCCACUAGACAUGAAUUACCUGUGAAGAAUAUACACAUAGAAGGAGAUAAGCUAACAUAUCUGGAUAAACUGCAAAAGCAUUUAACUGUCACACAGGAGCUUCUGGCAGAAGUUGCACCUACCUGGGAAGAAGAAAAUGUGGAAGCAUGCACUGACCUGAAAGAGUUUAAAAAAGUCCUUGAGGAACUAGAUAAAGAACUUCAAAGGGGCUACAGUAAUGUGCAGAACUUGUCAUCUGAAGUCAGUAAAGAAGUUUCUCUGCAUAAUCAAAGAAUAUGUGAAGAGAACCAUGGACUAGAUGCUGUAAAACACUGGUACUUCAAAUAAGUUUUUUAC
Tinamus guttatus (white-throated tinamou) is the source of this 1095-nucleotide messenger RNA. The record is from RefSeq and is a predicted model, not a curated record. NCBI's taxonomy places the organism in Eukaryota, Metazoa, Chordata, Aves, Tinamiformes, Tinamidae.